Pangasianodon hypophthalmus (striped catfish) is the source of this 4563-nucleotide messenger RNA. RefSeq names its product WD repeat domain 26a (gene wdr26a). Gene Ontology annotation, molecular function: protein binding. Gene Ontology annotation, cellular component: GID complex. The transcript has 14 exons. Bases 474 to 2294 code for a protein of 606 amino acids. The record is from RefSeq and is a predicted model, not a curated record. Lineage: Eukaryota; Metazoa; Chordata; Actinopteri; Siluriformes; Pangasiidae. Gene Ontology annotation, biological process: proteasome-mediated ubiquitin-dependent protein catabolic process.
AAGUAGAAAUCACACAAGCUCUUGAAGGUAGCACAACGCUCAAGGUUGUUUAGGGCUUCCCGGUGACGUCAUCACGUUGAGACGUCCAUAACGGACUUGCAGCUGUUCUGACAAACAAUAACAACAUCGGCGAUCGCAUUCUUAAGCGAAAUAAAGUGCGAAUACUGCAGUGAAUUUAAUUUGGACGUCUAGGCAGUAAGAGACAAGUCUGCGGGCGUCUUGUCACCGACGUUCCCAGUGAAGUAACUCUGGCCUCCGCUUGCUCCUCCAGCGACUCGGAACCGGGCGGAGCCUCGCCACCGCGGAAGAAAGUCCGAGUGUCGGCGGCGGAGGGCGCAGGAGAGACCGGGGCUUCUGCCGGGAGCGCGGGCCUCUCUGCGGCUGUUUUGGGCUUCGCUUCUCUCCCGAGCCCCCGCGCUAUUUCUGCUCUCUGCCUCAACCUGCACAGGGGCACUGACACCAGCAUUUGUAACAUGCAGGCCAACGGGACAGGACAGGGACAAAAUUCCGAGCUGUCCUGCCUAAAUAGCGCCCAAAACGGCGAAUCGUCAGCAGCCGGAGGAGCGCAUUCAAACGGGCUGCUGUCCUCCACGAACAACGGCACUGUUGUCACCGCAAACAACGGAGUCCCGGCACCGGGCAACCCUGCCACCUCCACCGCCACGACCUUGGGCUCAGAGACAGGCUCAAUGAAAAAGAAGAAACGGCUGUCUCAGUCUGAUGAGGAUGUGAUUCGCUUAAUAGGACAACAUCUACACGGGUUAGGGCUUAAUCAGACAGUGGAUCUGCUCAUGCAGGAAUCAGGCUGCAGACUUGAGCAUCCAGCUGCCACUAAGUUCCGCAACCAUGUAAUGGAGGGAGAAUGGGACAAGGCUGAAAGUGAUCUCAAUGAGUUGAAAGCAUUGAUGCAUUCUCCAAAUGCUAUCGUGCGGAUGAAGUUCCUGCUCUUGCAGCAGAAGUAUUUGGAGUAUUUAGAGGAUGGGAAAGUGUUGGAGGCACUACAUGUUCUCCGAGCAGAACUGACUCCUCUGAAGUACAACACAGAGCGCAUCCACAUUCUUAGCGGGUACCUGAUGUGCAGCCAUUCUGAUGAUCUCCGAGCCAAGGCUGAGUGGGAGGGAAAAGGGACAUCCUCUCGCUCCAAGCUGCUUGACAAACUCCAGACGUAUCUGCCCCCUUCUGUGAUGCUGCCUCCUCGCAGGCUACAGACUCUGUUACGUCAGGCUGUGGAGUUGCAGAGAGAUCGCUGCCUCUACCACAACACCAAACUGGACAGCAACCUGGACUCUGUGUCUCUGCUGGUGGACCAUGUAUGCAGCAGGAAACAAUUUCCCUGCUACACUCAGCAGAUCCUGACAGAGCACUGCAAUGAGGUCUGGUUCUGUAAGUUCUCCAAUGAUGGCACCAAACUGGCCUCAGGAUCCAAAGACACUACAGUUAUUAUUUGGCAGGUUGACCCGGAGACGCACCUACUGAAGCAGCUGAGGACUCUGGAAGGCCAUGCCUAUGGGGUGUCUUACCUGGCCUGGAGCCCAGAUGAUGCAUACCUGAUAGCUUGUGGCCCCGAUGACUGCUCAGAGCUGUGGCUCUGGAAUGUUCAGACUGGGGAAUUGAGGACAAAAAUGAGCCAGUCCCAUGAAGAUAGCCUGACAAGUGUAGCCUGGAACCCAGAUGGAAAGCGCUUUGUAACUGGGGGUCAGAGAGGGCAGUUUUAUCAGUGUGAUCUAGAUGGAAAUCUGCUGGAUUCGUGGGAAGGAGUUCGUGUUCAAUGCCUGUGGUGCUUGAAUGACGGCAAAACUGUAUUGGCCUCAGACACGCAUCAGCGUAUCCGGGGAUAUAACUUUGAAGAUCUGACUGACAGAAACAUUGUGCAGGAGGAUCACCCUAUAAUGUCUUUCACCGUGUCAAAGAAUGGCAGAUUAGCUCUAUUAAAUGUUGCAACUCAGGGAGUUCAUCUGUGGGACCUACAUGAUCGGGUACUGGUAAGGAAGUACCAAGGUGUGACACAAGGCUUCUACACCAUCCACUCCUGCUUCGGUGGCCAUAACGAAGACUUUAUUGCCAGUGGGAGUGAAGACCACAAAUUGUACAUCUGGCACAAGCGCAGUGAGCUGCCAAUCGCCGAGCUGACGGGCCACACGCGCACUGUGAACUGUGUGAGCUGGAACCCGGUUCUGCCAGGACUCAUGGCCAGCGCGUCUGAUGACGGCACUGUCCGCAUCUGGGGUCCUGCUCCCUUCACUGAAUCCCAGGAGGCAGAGAGGCUAGGUGAAUGCUGUAGCAUGGACAGUUGAUAUUGGCCCUGGAGCAGGAGGAAAAUCUGAGUAAACACUGCAAGAAAUUAUGGAUGAAUGAAGUAAAAAAAAAUGCACACUGAUGAUGUUUUUCUGGAGGUUUACCCCAUAGCAAUGGAGAGGCUGAGCUUACGCAGUAAAGCCGGACCACUUGAAUGAAACUCACCUAGCUGCUGGCCUUUAGCCCUCAGACCUGCGUGGCUUCACUCAGGAGGCUAAUUGACCUCAAUCUGAUGUCUGAGGAGCUGCAGCCUCACAAAACACACCAAAUUAUUAUUUAUUACACUUAUUAUUUAUUGCUGCGUAUCAGUUGAGGCAUCAGGAUUGAGUUGUAGUCAUGAUAUGUUCUUUACAAUAUUCACUCAGUGAAGAUUUUUUUUUUUUUUUUUUUUUUUUUAAUUAUUAUUAUUAUGAAUAUUUUAAUCAGUUUAGCUUAUAUGAUUUCCCCGGAGACCCCUGAGGGCAGCAAGGGUUUGGAGAUUUUGGAGGGGUCCACUAACGAUUGUCCAUUGUAUCUUUACCCAUAUAAAUAUUAUGUUUUUCAGGCACCCGUGUGAUUGUGUGCCUGAGAGACGUUUUCACCAGCAGAAUGUAAUAAUUUUCCAUGUUUAGACAAUUUUAAUUGACUGAAUUUGCAGGCAUUUUAACAGUGAGAUCAGACCCAUUUCAAUUUCUGAGGUAAAUCUUAAGUUUAUGGUACUUUAUUUUCUAAAGUCUCUAAUUAUCAUUUAUGUAUGAUGGGUAAGUGUGUGAGAGGUGAUGCAGCUAGACAGUGAGGGGAUAAGGUGAAUAAGAUUUAUCUUCACAGCAUUGCAUGCUAUGGGCCCGGGUAAGACAGGAAGUGUAAUGUCCCAUGAACUGACCUUACUUGAAUCUUUUAACCUGUCAGAAAGGGACUGACCCAUCAAUGAGACUCAUCAGUGAGAUUUGGGAUUAGGCGCCCAUGGCCGUUCUCUCUUAUCUGCAUGCUCCUUGUUCCCUGCUGUCCAACUUGCGGACACCAUAUAAGACUUGGACCUUAUUUACAAGGUUAUGAGCACAUGUAAAUAUCGACCAUCAUUAGUGCGCAAGAAAGAAUGCUUUCCCUUUGUAAAUGGCUAAUAGGUGUUGGUCAUAUUUGGAUUGUGUUAUUGUAGCAAGUUCACAGUUAAGCUUUUCAGUGAAUUAAUUGGGUGUUAAUAUUAAAUCAGGUGUCAUGUUCGAUGGGGGUGAAUUAGGUAUGAUUUUGUAUGAUAUGGUAAAUUGCUCAGUGGUGUUGAUGCAGAUUGAGAGGAAUACAAUUCAAGGGUAAUGUAAGCAAGCUAAGGUCUAAAUAAGCCUUCAGAUCAUCUUUCCUUAAUGUUUUGGCUUACUGCAGUAUCCAUCCUAAUGUACUAAUCCCCUUCUGUCAGUCAUCUGUCCUAUUUAGAUUAUUUUAUCUUGAUUUAAUUUCUUUUUUUUUUAAACAUUGUUUAGAUAUACAAUUGAAUAAUCUUCACAGUUGUUGGAUUUUUUUUCUUUUUAUUUGGCUUAAUUCAUUGUUUAUGUCUAAUGUUAUAUUGAUCCUUUGUUUUACUUAUUAUUCCCUCAACUAUAAUAGAAAAUAUAUCUUCAGAAGUGGCCUCUUAACUACCUUUCUUUUUCUCUAUGUGAUGUUCUUAUACUAUACAGAGUGUUACAGUCUGGUCAUCAAGCAUAAGGAACUUUGCCUAUUAUGAUUUGCUUGUAGUAUGUGCUUUAUAUGUGUGUGUAUUUUAUGGCAUGUAUUAUGACUGGUCAAGAAUAUCAUUUAGACUGAACAUAUCUUUCCCUCCAAAUGACAUACGUUUGCACCUGCAUCAGGUAAGCUCCUCUGUACAGGUUAUCCCUCCCCUCACCAGCCAAACCUGUCCUGUCGCUGAGGAGUGACACGCACACACACAGACAGACAGACAGACAGACACACACACACACACACACACCCUUUAGGUCUAAUGUUAAAACACUGUAUCACCAACAUUAUAUUCAAUAUUCUGCAUAUGCAAAUGACCUUUUUUGGUGACUUUGUAUUUCAUUUUCAGAGGAUUUGUUUUUGCUUUCCUGUGCUGUGAAAGCAUGGCUGUGAGCCAGCACGUUAACCACAUGGCCCAGGGUGCAAUUACCGGGCAAACAGUUUGCUUUGCAUCAGGUCCUGAAGGAUCUGUUUUGCAUUUAACUGUGUUAAUAUUCUAAGUGAUUGUACCGUUAUGUAAUGUGUAGGAGAAGUCUUACAUAUGCAUAUUUUCAAUAAAGCAUUCAGGGUUUUAAAAAA